Molecule: messenger RNA, 511 nt
Organism: Nannochloropsis gaditana CCMP526
Exons: 2
Coding region: 17-301 (94 amino acids)
Source: RefSeq, a predicted model, not a curated record
ACAAUCACAGGACCGAAUGCGGGCCGCCUUAGUUGCCACAAAGGCAGUGGCAAGAGGAAUUGAAUGUAGUGGUAGCAGAGCUCUGUGCUCUAAUAGCCAGGGUGUGGCUGGUCGGUCACUCGUAUCGGGAAGCGGAGGAAACGGAGGAGUGAGGCGUUCCCGGUGGGAGUCAACGAGGCAUCUUUGCGGGAGUGCGCCCAGUCCCAGUGUGAAGAAAGGGAAAAUAGUUUUGAAUGGUAGCGUCACAAGAUUCUGGGGAGUGCAGUGUGGACAGCAGCAUUCGCGGGACCUUGCACUGUAGGGCCUUCCACUCGUCCACCCGCUGUGCCCUCGCCGCCAAGAAGGACUUUUAUGAGGUGCUGGGCGUGCCGCGAGGCGCUAGCAAGGCGGACGUGAAGAAGAAGUAUUUCGAGCUUGCGAAGAAAUACCAUCCGGUAAAGGAGGGAGGGAGGGAGGGAGGGAGAGGGGGGAGGAGGUGUGAGGCCGUGAGACGAGGAAGGUACGAAAAACG